GAAGAGACACGGGCGCCUGUCAUCCGUUAACCACCCGAGCAUCUCUAGCAUCCAAACGCAGUUUCUAACCAGAACAGUCAUUUAACUCAUCGUUUAAGUGGUAUACAAUACCAGAAGGCUUCUUUCCCGUCACAUCGACUGAUAUUGUAAAACUUUAAAUGCUCUUCUUAUGGCUGUCUGAAAGCUUCUUGCGGCGAUUAUAACUGCUAACUGAAGCUUGUAUGAAACAUUUCUGUCUGACAUCUCUCGGAGUCAUCUCUCUUUAAAAAAUUUCUCGGGGAUUGUGAGACUUCCAUGUCGGCGAUGUUGUUUUCCAUCUUAAUCGAUACCUGAGACCAGGAGUCAAGAGUUAAGAAUUUGCAUUUGGCGUGGAUCGUUUGAAGAUCAUUAAAACAGAUCAAACUUUUAUCACAUAUGACACGGAUUAUUAAAAUAUGAGACGCUUAUUUUGACUAUCACAGUGGGAUAAAGCACAGCGCAUCAUCACCGCACCUUCAGGAUGUUCCGGCGAGGCUGUGGUCUGGAGUUUCUCCUGGUGCUGUGUGGUUUAGAGUUGACCCAGGCGUGUCCCCGUCACUGCAUCUGCUACGACUCUCCCAGCACGGUGAGCUGCCAGGCUCACAACUUCCUGGUGGUUCCAGAGGGAAUCCCGGCCCAGAGCGAGCGAGUCUUUCUGCAAAACAACAAGAUCCAGCGACUACUGCAGGGCCAUUUCAGUCCCACCACCGUUAUGCUUUGGCUCUACUCCAACAAUAUCUCAUACAUCCAGCCCUCCACAUUCAUGGGCUUCACCCGCCUGGAGGAACUCGAUCUGGGGGACAACAAACAUCUCCGUUCUCUGGCUUCUGACACUUUUCAGGGCCUGACCCGACUCCAUAACAACCAGCUGGAGUUUCUUGAGGAUGACAUGUUCAUUGAUCUUCUGAAUCUAAGCCAUUUAUUUCUGCAUGGAAAUCGGCUGUGGAGCCUCCACCAGAACACUUUCCGUGGCCUGGGGGCCCUUGAUCGCUUGCUGCUCCAUCAAAACCGGCUCCAGUGGGUUCACAAACAGGCUUUCCACGACCUGCGCCGCCUGACGACUCUCUACCUGUUUAACAACUCUUUACCUGAACUUCCGGCCGAAAGCUUGGCUCAGCUGCCAGCGCUGGAGUACCUGCGGCUCAACGACAACCCUUGGGAGUGCGACUGCAAGGCUGUGCCGCUCUGGGAUUGGCUGCAGCGCUUCCGUGGCUCCACCUCCUCAUUAAUAUGCGCGGCUCCGCCAGAGCUGGCGGGAAAGGAUCUGAAACGGUUGACAAAAGAAGAGCUUCCCUCCUGUACAGGCUCAGAGUCGCUCCACCAGAGCAAAUCCAGCCAGGGGGACGUGGGGGUGUCACUGAAGAAAGAGCAUCAUCAUCGAUCGCGUAAUCAUCAUCAUCAUCAUCCUCACCUGCCACAUCAGGAUCAAUACUACCCCACCUCCCCGUCGCCGCUUCCUCGACCGCCCAAGUCGGGACGCAACAGGAACUGCACAAGGCAUCGAAGCCGCAAGGGCAAUGCUCAGAACGAGGUGUAUAACCUGAAGGAGUUAGCCAACAAGGAAUCGGACGACAAAUAUGACCCGUCAAAACCGAGACGAAAGAACAAAUGCAUCCCUCGGACUUCAGUGGGUCCCCCUAGUGGCGUGCAAAGAGUGAAUAGCAAGGCGGCAUCCCUCUUGGCACCUUGUUUCAUCAUCCCUCUUUGCUUAUUGGUGUGUCUCACAGACCUUAUUUUCCGCUGAGCCUUGUGGAAGCGUCUACUAAUGGUUUUCCCGAACAAACUCAGCCCUCUGUCUACUCUGGCUCCUACACUUCAGUGUGCGAAUGUGUGUGUGUGUACGUUUGUGUGUACAUGUGAGCCCCUUUCGAGGGACAGAGGACUUGUGCGAAGUUGCAGGCCUGGAAUUAAAACCGAGAUGGCAAGAAACUCUGGGAUUUGUGGGCGAGAGACGGGACACUAAAUGGACUAAAUGGACUACUCCUCGUCAUGGACUACAAUCAUCACCAUUUCCUGUUGCUCCAGGGCAUAUUCAAUAACAAAAAAAAAACCAAAUACAUUUGAUAACUACAUUCAGUUGUACAUCACACCUCUGCAGAAUAAUUAGCAGCUCAUUGUGGUCAAGCUCAUCACCAUUAAAACCUCCGAAACCCUGUCCUGACCUUUGACCUUUGGGCUGCAGCCUGGGGGGGGG
Molecule: messenger RNA, 2212 nt
Organism: Sinocyclocheilus rhinocerous
Lineage: Eukaryota; Metazoa; Chordata; Actinopteri; Cypriniformes; Cyprinidae
Product: reticulon-4 receptor-like 1
Exons: 3
Coding region: 500-1762 (420 amino acids)
Cellular component (GO): plasma membrane
Molecular function (GO): protein binding
Source: RefSeq, a predicted model, not a curated record